CCGGGUAUCGGUGUUUUGAGAGCUCGGGACGGUUUAACCGGCAGGUGUAAGUGCGUCACUACCUCCGACAAGAUGGCGGCGCCGAGCGGCCACGACAAAAUGGCGGCAGAGGUGGCGGGGGAGUACAUGCAGGUGGUGGUCGGCGGGGGCUUGGAGCCCGGGCAGCAGGUAAUGGUGCUGCAGGGGUCGGCCGGGGAGGAAAUGAGGGCGGCGAAUAUCAGCACGGAGCUGCUGCAGACCAUCGCCCACACCGACACUGUCUACUACGUGCAGCCGGACGGAACCCUGGUGCCCGGGGGCACCCUGGCCGAGGUGACUGGGGGAGAGGGCGCCAUCGGAGCCCCUGUCAUGAUGGACGCCGCCCUGCAGCUGAAGAACGUGGCAGACCAUGUGGCCCUCAAGCAAGGGGCCCCUAGCCAGGUGUCCAGGAUCCUCCACCAGAAGCAGCUAAAAUCGAUUUGUGUGCAAGUGCCAGGCCUGAAGCCUAAGGAGAGCAGCGAAUCGGUGACUGUCCAAGAAAACCCGUCUACCCCUGUGAAUGUGAGCGCCGAUAAUACCAGCGUUGUCACCGCCCAGGUGGUACAGGCGAAGGCAGUCCCUCCGCCAUCUCAGCCCUUUGUCGUCAAAGCCAUGCAGCAGCCCUCUGUUGUCAAAGCCGUGCAUCCUCCCGUUCAAAUUCUCAUCCAGCAUACUCCGGUUCAGUCCACGCAGGUGAACACACCAGACGCCGAUGGCAACGAGGCAAUAGACUCGGCCGAGGAGCACGGGUGUUGCGUAGCGCACCAUCAGUACAGCAGCUGCGCGCCGGGCACCGCCAAGAAAGGCCAGAAGCGCAAAAAGGCCAUCAAGAUCAAAACGCGUUCCGGGCGCAUCUCCCGGCCCCCCAAACACAAGGCCAAAGAUUACAAGUUUCUUAAAGUGGGGGAUUCGAUUCAAGACAGCUCGGGGGAUUCUGAGGACUCUUCGGAGCCGAGCACAGAGGACGAAGAAGGGGGCGGCGGCGGCAAAGAGAGGGCGCCUAGGGACAGGCAGCCGUACGCGGUUAAAAACUCGCUGUUCCAGUGUCAGAAAUGCGAGAAGUCCUACAUGGGGAAAGGAGGACUAUUCCGCCACUACAGACUUUAUCCUGCCCAUGGACAGAUGGAUCCGUUGUUUGUUCUUGAAGCCAAGAAAAGUGUUGAUGGCGGAGGCACGGGGGAACAAAAGAAGCCCACCCCAAGGCCUCGAAAGAGAUUGCUGGAAGAUCCUGCGAACCCCAGUGUGUCCAACCAGCAAACCCUGUCUAGGGAUGGUUUAGAGAUUACAUCAGUUAUGACUCCAUACAGGGGCCGUCGGCAAAUGUCCGCGAGGAAGUUUGGACACCCCCGUAAAAUACUACGUAAUGGGACAGUAGAAGAGCAUGCGCGGACAGUAAAAGAUCUGAUUCAACAGUGUGAAGAGAAGGAUUUAAAAGAACAAGUUGCCCCAAGUUUAACCAAGCUGCUGUCGGUGUAUGACUUCUUGCUUCUCAAGGUGAAACAAGAGCAGGUGGACAACAAGCCAUUGUUUCCGUAUGUGUACAGGGAGUUUGAGAAGCUGCAUUUCAUGGUCAAGAGCUUGGCUGAGGACUACGUCAUUAACAUGGAUCAAAAUGUUGAAAAACCUCUUGAAGUAACUGAUAGCAAGGUGGCAGAAACUUUGGGCAUUUCCAAAGAGAUGACCGUCAACGCUGCUUCAUCCUCUUCAGUUACUGCCGAGCAGCAGACUCAGAUCGAGGAACAUAACGAGUCUUCAGAUGAAGAGUUGAUGCCACCAGCAAAGCGGUUAAAAAUCGGUGAUGAGGACAGCAAGGAUGAGGCAGAAAACAUGACUACAGGAAUUGCUGAGACAGCACAGAGUGGAGGUCCGGGACAGCAUGAUAACAAUGAAGUGGUACUCCUUUCAUCAACUGACCCUGGCACUGCAAGCGAAGAAGUAGAACAAGAAACUUCUGCUGCCAUUAAUGAUGUACUGGUGGAAGUCACGGAGAGUCUGCAAGUACAGACGGACACAGAGCCUAAAUAUGAUUCCCAGGAAUCCCUGCCUUCUCCCUACAGCACAGAUGCUUCCCAGUCACAGGAGCAUCCUCUUAACCUUUCUUGUCAACUCACGGAGGAGAUUCUGAAUCUCCAAACUCGCAUCGACCAAAACGACACAAAGGAGACAGGUGAAGCAGAACCUUCUGCAAAUCUCCCCGUGGCCUGUGAUGACCCCGAGCCAGCCGACCCUGAGGUACCUUGUGAUAGUAGUCUAGCUUCCAUUGACUGUUCACAGGUGGUGGAUCACACAAGAACUAUCCUCACUACUUCUGUUCCAACAACUUUAGCAGAGGCAAUGUGCAGAGAAGUCCCCCAGGUGUCCUUUGUAGAGGUAGGGGGUGCCUUGAUCCCCACCACCAACACUUUCACCACGGGAAGUUUGAACAUGAGUGGGGUCACCCCAACUUUUAGUCUAAAUCAGGGUCACGAACUUGUGUUUAUUCACAAUACAGAAGAAACUGCCACAGAAGAGGCGGUCGUGAUUUUCGAUAACACAGGAGGCGUAGAAACAAACUUGGACACAGUGGUGGCUUUGGUGGAGAUGUAG
Nanorana parkeri is the source of this 2604-nucleotide messenger RNA. RefSeq names its product zinc finger protein 839 (gene ZNF839). The record is from RefSeq and is a predicted model, not a curated record. The transcript has 8 exons. The coding region runs from base 73 to 2604 and encodes 843 amino acids. Lineage: Eukaryota; Metazoa; Chordata; Amphibia; Anura; Dicroglossidae.